AUCUACAACCGGUGGCGGAUAGUAAACAGAGAGUUGCUUUAUCUGAAGUCAGUCGUUGCUGUCCAACGGUGCUGAACGGUUUGGAAAUCACAUUAAAUCACAAUGGGUUGGCAAAGACCAAGCGAACCGACGAUCCCAACCGUUUGGUACACGUUCCAGGCCAAGGAUCCCGACAAUGGUGACCAGUUGGCUACCUAUCGAGUGGAAGAUCUGACCGAAGAUCGCUACGAUGACAUGGUCCGACACUACACGGAGAACUUUGUGAAGGAUGAACCGUUAAGCGAGAACAAGCAGUUGUUCCAGGAUGAACUGAGCAUGGCGGAAAUUACCGGUUUCUGGCAGUGGUGUUUCGAGCAGAAAAUGACGAUUGUGUGCUACAAAGAAGGUUCCGACGAGAUUGUUGGAGCUAAUCUGCUGCACGUGAAGCAGGCCGAUGAUAAUGCUAGCUGGGAUAUGAUCCAAAGCAAAAAGAUUCACGACAUUAUCGCGAUCAACGAAUAUAUGACGGACCAGUGCAGUAUCUUCAAGAACCACAACGUGGACCGGUAUCUGACGGCGUACGGCUUGGCCAUCAACCACCGCUACCGGGGGCGAGGGAUAGCAACGGAAAUACUGAAGGCGCGGAUUCCGCUGUGCCGGGCGUUCGGGAUACGAGUGACCGCAACCAACUUCACUGCCAUCGGAUCGCAAAAAGCUGCCGAGAAAGUCGGAUUCAAGAGCGAUCUUGAAGUGACUUACGACGAUUUUGCCAAAAUGGGACCGAGGUACGCAUUUCCGGGAAUUAAAUCGAAAAGUUUGAAUCUGAUGAGCUUAAUAAUCGAGUAGGCCACAUAUUUUAACCGGUACAAAGGGCAAUGACGCAGCAGUUAAAGUAAAUCUAGUCUGAUACAAUAAAACAAUGAAUCAUAGCAAUCGGGGCAGGCUGAUAAGAGAGUUGCCACUCGACGAAUCUACCCUUA
This is a messenger RNA of Ochlerotatus camptorhynchus, 959 nucleotides long. RefSeq lists its product as uncharacterized. Gene Ontology annotation, molecular function: N-acetyltransferase activity. The coding region runs from base 103 to 825 and encodes 240 amino acids. The record is from RefSeq and is a predicted model, not a curated record. The transcript is spliced from 3 exons. NCBI's taxonomy places the organism in Eukaryota, Metazoa, Arthropoda, Insecta, Diptera, Culicidae.